AUGGAGGCUACGGCUUCGCGCGCAGCGCCACCGCGCCGCCUCGCCAGGCCAGGGCUAAAAAGACCGCGCUCUCCCACUCAGCUAAAGGAAGAGACCAACGAUCAUAUUGCCUGGCAGCAACAACCCCUUGGUGCUUUCGACCCCUCACCAGCAGCGCGGCAUCGCACUCGGGGUGCUGGGCAGGGGGGAGAGGGUGCUUCCGCUACCCGAGGCGCCAAGGAUGAUGACGGUUCUGUGGGCACCGGGGAAGGCGACGGCGGCAGGGGUCAUGUCCGCGGGCCAGGGAGGCGCUGGUCGGCAGCAGCAUCGCCCCUGCCUCGCCAGCGGGCGGCGGCGACAGCAGUCUUGGCGGCCACCCUCUUGAGAGCGACCGCCGCGGCGGCGGCGGCGGCGGCGGCGGCGGCGGCAACGUCGCCGCUGCCCGCCGACUUCCGGCCGGCGGCCACGGCGCUGUCCUCCAGGCUCUGCUCCCCGGCUGAAGACUCCCGGGCCUACGUUACCACCAUCGCCGCCGGCGGCUUCGGGGCGUCGGGCGGAAGCAACGGGGACAAGAGCGGCGACCGACUGCUGGGAGCGAGGGUUCUGGCGCAGUCUCUGAGGUCCGCGGGCGCGAAGGGCGACAUCGUGGUGCUGGUGCCGCUGGAGAGGGCGACCGGGCCGACUGUGGACUCGCUCCGGAGGGACGGACUCACGGUGCAGAUCGUGCCCAAGGGGCUGCAGUCCGCCGGAGGAGAGAUCGUAUCCGAGGAGCUGAUGACCAAGGUCUCCCUUUGGAGCCUGACGUCGUACGACCGCGUCGUGUUCCUGGACCCCCGGUCGCUGAUCCAGAAGAACCCGGACGCCCUGUUCGCCUGCGAGGGCUUCUGCGCGGCUGGGGCCGUGCACUCGCCGUCCUCGUCCCCUUCGUUUCGGCCUGGCUGGGCGCAGGAGGCCGGGGCUGCGGUCGGUGCCGCCGGGCAGCAGCAGCCGCCGCCGUUGUCUCUGGCGCACGGGUCGGGAGGCAGCGGUGAGGAGGACGACGACGACGACGAGCACGACGGAGCGGCGGCGGCGGCCGCGGCCGCGGCGGUCCUCGAGAAGCCGCUCUCGGUGCCGCCCUCCUGGCAGCCCUCCACCUCCGUCAUGGUCCUGGAGCCGUCCCUGGCGGUGCACGCGGCGAUGCUGGACAAGCUCACGCGGACCCCGGCGGCCGGCAGCCUCGAGGCGCAGGUGUUCCUGUCCUCGUUCCUGAUGGGGGCCGGCACCGACGCCGGCGACCGGUGCACUCAGUUCGAAGACCCGGUCGAGAACGCGCCGUCCGACCGCCGACGGAGCCGCGGCGGCGGACUUGUAGCAGGACAGGGUGGCGGCGGCGGGUGGGAGGACGAAGAAGCAAGAGGGGCUAUUUUCGAGGGCGACGGUGGCGGUGGGGGCGACGGUGGGCUCGGUGACGCAGGAGCAGGCGGAGGUGGCAGCUUCUUGGAGGACGCACUCAUGCCGGUGGUGCUCCUGAACGGGCCGCACGUCCCCCGGUGCAGUGCAGGGCGCAAGCGCACCUCGGAGGGCGUGUGCCAGCGCCUGCCGUACACGUUCGCGGCGCCGUCCACCGACUUCCAGGGCGGCAAGAACAGCUGGGGGGGCGGGGCGCAGAAGGACGACGGGGUGACUCCGGAGCCGCACAUCGUGCACUUCGCCGACGAGGACACGCCGUGGAAGAGGCUGGCGUACCUCCACAAGCCCCUGUUCUGGAAGUGGAACGCGUACCGGGAGCAGCUCGAGUACCCUUACGGCAACUUCUUCGCUCCGUGGGUGCUCUUCUUCAUCCCCUGCGUCGUCCUCGCGUUUGCGCGCGUCUACUACAAGACGGCGAGCGGCGGCAGCGGCGGGCGCGGCCGCAACCGCAGGACACCCUGCGGCGGCGGGGGCGGCGCCGCAGACUUGCCGCAGGACGGUUGCUCCCCUUCGAAGAGCCGGAUCCCCUGGCUGCGAAGUACGAAGCAGCUGCCGGAGCACCAGCAGCACCAGCAGCAGUUGGCAAUCCUUCCCGCUUGCGGGAUGGCCGCUGCGUACGACGGCGCCGCCACCGCCGGCACCGGCUGUCUCGAGGCGGCAGCGGCGUCCAGGUUUAGGAACUCGUCCGGCGGCGGCGGGGGCGGCGGCGGCGUCUGCAUCGCGGUCGGGGCGGACCCAUCCUCCUCGUCCCCCCCCUCUUGUCUCGCGGCAGGAGGAGAAGGAGGAGGAGAGCAGCAGUUACCGGUAGGGGUGUGCUACGUCCUGUCGGCGCUGGUCGGAAUGUAUGGUCUGUUGUGGUUUCGGGGGGCGAGGGCGCUGGCGCGCGAGGUGGUGGACGCCGGGUGGCACCCCGUUAUCUCGGUCUCGGUGCACGACGCCUGGCUGUGCUGCGCCCUGGUCGUCGGGCUGUACGUGAUGGACUACCUGUUCUUCGCCCUGCUGACCCGCGGCCGAACGCUGCCGAAGGACUCGGUUGCCGUGGCCGCCGUUGUUUUGGCGGCCCGAUUCCUGCAUUCCAUGGCGAUGGACGGCGAGGGGAGCAGCAGCGGCGGCGGCGGCGGCGGCGGGGGCGGGGACGUGAUCUGGGCGGGCGUCGUCGGCGCGGGGGUCAUUGCGCUUGGCUUCGGCCACGGCAGUCGCGCCGGCGUCGUGCACCACCUGUCCGGCCGCGCCCACUUCCGCUGCGUGGCGGCGAGCUGCGUCGUUAACACGGCGAUCUCGCUUGCUGUGUGCUGCGCUGGGCCGGAAGCGCACCGAGUGGCGACCCGCCGCAUCCAGUCGGCCGCCAUGACGGCGCAGAUGGUGUUCAUCGCGCUGGUCUACGCCUCGGUGAUCGGUGGAGCUCGCCUGCGGUCCGACAUCGACGAGGCGGGCUCGAAGAUCAGCCGCACGUGCUCCUCGGCCUCUUUCGUGGCGGACGCGUUGAUCGGGGCGGCGCCGGGCAAGGGCGGGAGCAGCACGGCGGUGGCGGCGGCGGCGGCACAGUCGCCGUUGUUGUUGGCACAAGAGAGAGCGACGGAGGGCCGCGCUAGCGGCGUCGUCGGAGGAGGAGGAGGGGGAGCGCAGCAGUGGAGCGCCGUCUCGUGGAUGAAAAAGAUCACGUGGCACCGCCGCCGGGUGGCGGCGGGGAUCGCGCUCCUGGUUCUCUGGAAGGUGUCCUCGGCAAACCUCCGACCGGCGAGCCCGGCCAGGCACUUCGAGAAGUACGGCCAGUCUUGUCUCGAGAGCCAGGCCGGGUUCGUCGAGGCGGGCGGCAAGCGCCUGUCCAGGGUGUGCGGGGCGGAGCAGGCGCUGCGGCCGGUCGCGACGGGGGCCUACUUCGAAGCCUUCCGGCAGGACAAGGUGUGCCUCGAGGUCGCGGGCGGGGGCUUCCUGACCCUGGGCCGGGUGCACGUCGCCCAGGCGUGCCUCCCUGAGUUCCAGUUCGUGUUUCAAGAGGUAGCGUCAACCAAGCUGUCGUCGAAGGACACGGGCGACGGCACCGGCGGCGGGGGGAUACUGGUCGUCGGAGGGGGCACCGCCGCGGAGAGCGUCGAGUACUGCAUCUACAACCCCGCGUCCGGGUUCUACCUUAGCGCGCAGGGCCGCCCGAGAGCGCAGUGCGGGGCGAUGGAGCACUGGCGCGUGAGGCCGGCCCCGCUCGCGCCGGGCCUGAAGGCCGCCGCCGCCGGCGGCGGAUCCUUAGCCGGGUCAGGGGGGACCUCGACGAAGGCGAAAUCGGUGUUUUCGGCCCUCCUCCACCCGAACUUCCUCUCGCGGGCCCCCCUACUCACCUUCUACGGGUAUCUCCUAGCGGCGACGGCUCUGCUCGUCGCCAGGGCCCUGUUCUGGAAGCUGGCGACAUCGCCGUGCGUGGUGGCGACCGGCCGCGGCGGCAGCAGCAGCAGCGGUGGUGGUGGCGGAGGCGGAGGCGGCCACAAGCACCACCGCGGUCUCGGCGCGCGGCAGCGGUCGAGGGGACGGGCUCACUCGCGUUCUCACGGCAGCAGCUUGGGCGGCUUCGUCGACACCGGGUAUCUGGGCGACCCGGGCUACGCUGGGGACGCGGAGACGGGCGGCGAGGUUACGCGUGGUCCCUCGGUUUCUCCCGUGGCAGCGGCGGGAGGCCCGCGGCCGGAGUACAUGGGCUGGGGUGUUGACGUGAUGGACAUGGACAGGCGAGGCAGUGCUAGGGGUUCAGGGACAGGGGGGAGGCAGGCGAGGCACACGUUGAAAAGAGAGGCGUCUUCUUCCGCCGGUUCCGCCGCUCCCACCUGUGGCGGGUUGCUGGCCAAGGUGCUCUCCGGGCUUGUCGUCGCCUGCGACGCCGCGCUGCUGGCCGGCCUGUGGUGCCUCGUCCCGGCGCACUUCGCGCAGGCGAUGAGCGCGCUGACGCGGGAUCACCACUCGGCGAUCGACCAGGGCCUAGGCAUGGACUCCAACGCGGCCCCGGCGGACAACGUCUGGUCCAGGAGUCUAGGAGAAGGGGUCGACAGCGGCGGCGGCGGCGGCGCGGCGAAGUACACCGUCCUCACCGGGGGCGGCGGUGAGGCGGAGUCGGGGGCGUCGGCGGCGCUCUCGUGCGACAGUGGGGCGUGGUGGCUCAUGUCGGCGCUCGUGCGCUGGCACCUGCUGUUUCUGCUGGUGGCGUUCUGCCACCUGCACGGCGCCGUCAGCGCAUCCUCCUCCACCGCGAGCGCGCAGCGGUUCCGAAACCGCCGCGCGGGCAAGAAGGCCAAGGCCUCCGCCGGCGCCGCCGAGUUCCGCCGCCGCUCGCCCCGGUCGUUCUGGGGCCUCCGGUCCGGCGAGCGCCUGGCGAUGCGGCUGCGGACGGCGAUGGGGGUCCUGACGCUGCUGUUGCUGUCGGCAGUGCUGCUGCUGCCGGAGAGGUCCGGCCUGCUGUCCGCCGGGCUCCACAAGCACCCCGGCUGGGCUCGGUGCGCGCCGGCGGCCGGCCUGGACGAGUCCUGGGGUGUCGUGUCACCCUUGCUCGUGUUCGCCGUGUUCGCGGCGACUUGCGGCGUGUACCUGCGGGCCGGGUCCUCGCCGGCCGUUCGCUGCCUCGCCGCGGCCGCGCUCGUGGUGGCGGGGGCGGCGGUCGCGGCGGCGUCAGGGCGGGAGUAUCUGGUCCUCGCCCUCGCGGCGGCGGCGAUGGACUGGGCGGCGUGGGCGAUCGCCGGGGUGAUGUCGUGCGUCUGCUACCAGACCGGGGAGGACGGCGACGGGGGCGGCCUGUCGACGACGGCCGCGCGGCCGCGGCCGCCGGCGGCGGCGGCGGAACGAGAAAGCAGCGGGAGCACCGACGGCGACGACGGUGGUCGCAGGACCGUCACGUCGACGGGGACGUCGAGAGGCAGCGGGGCGCGGCAUCGCAUGAACGAAGCGGCGCGGCGGAUGUCGCCGACGCGUUGGGUGGUGGGCAUUCGUGGGAGGGGCAGGAACGGAGGGCGGGGACUGGGGGAAUCGGUGGCGAGGAGCGCCGAGUCGAAUCUCUAG
Ectocarpus siliculosus is the source of this 5466-nucleotide messenger RNA. The record is from the annotation of a GenBank genome assembly. Lineage: Eukaryota; Phaeophyceae; Ectocarpales; Ectocarpaceae.